Messenger RNA from Megalobrama amblycephala (Wuchang bream), 1828 nucleotides. RefSeq names its product myeloid-associated differentiation marker-like protein 2. Lineage: Eukaryota; Metazoa; Chordata; Actinopteri; Cypriniformes; Xenocyprididae. The transcript has a single exon. Bases 245 to 1159 code for a protein of 304 amino acids. Gene Ontology annotation, cellular component: membrane. The record is from RefSeq and is a predicted model, not a curated record.
UUAAGUGUUUUAUUUUGAAUAUUUGUUUUUGUUUCAACAAAAAUAUGAAGCAGCACAACUGUUUUUAACAUUGAUAAUAGGAAGAAAUUUAAUAGAACUGUGCCAUCACAGGAAUAAAUUACACCUUAAAAUAUAGUACAAUAGAAAUCAGUCAUUUUAAAUAGUAAUAAUAUUUAACAAUAUUACUCUGCUGUCUUAGUGAGCAGAAGAGACUUUUGACCGUGACCCCAAACUUUUGCACGACAUGAGCGCAACGGGACAUUAUUUAAACCGGGCGGCCGUGUUUUCUCCUGUAGGUGGCGCCCGUUUGUGUCAGCUGACUCUGUGCUGCGCCGUCAUCUCUCUGGUGAUCCACGCCGCCGGUUACAGCGCCACCUACGGGACGUUCUGUAUGGCGGUUUGGACGUCCUGCUUCGCCAUCACAGCCGCCGUUUUUGUGCUGGACGUAACACGGCUGCACACGUGUCUUCCCGUGUCGUGGGAGAAUCUGACCGUGACGUUUGCGUCCCUGGCCGUCCUGCUCACGCUCACCGCAUCUGUCAUCUAUCCCGUGUACUUUGUGCGUGCAGACGACUGUCCUUAUAAUAAUUGCGAAGUAAGAAAUUUCCGGAUCGCGGUGACCGUGUGCUCAUGGGCGGCAUGUGUCGCGUACGGGACGGAGGUUUUUCUGUCGCGUGCCAAACCAGGUCGCGCCGUCGGCUACAUGGCGACGCCAUCUGGCAUCCUGAAGGUGGUGCAAAUCUUCGUGGGAUGCGUGAUUUUUGUGAUGCUCGCCAACGGGAGCGAUUUCACAAGCCACGUUGCGACCGUCUACUGCGUGGCGGUGUUCGGCGUCUGCUUCGCCGCCUCCGUGCUGCUGGUGGCACUGACGGUCUCGGGCCGGACCGCGGCUCUGCGGCUGCCGUUCGAGAGGUUUGUGGUCGUCUACACGUUCCUGGCGGUGCUGCUGUAUUUGAGCGCUGCCGUAGUCUGGCCCGUCUUCUGCUUCGACAGGAAGUACGGCGCUCCGCUGCGGCCGCAGGGCUGCCCGAGGGGGAAGUGCUCAUGGGACGUGAAGCUCGCCGUCACUGUGCUGUGCUUCAUCAACGUCUCGCUUUACAUCGCCGACCUCGUCUAUUCCCAGAGAAGCCGGUCGGUGCCGCAGCAUCCUCGAGUGUAGCGGGAACAUUAAUGAAACAUCAGAAAUAUACCAUGAUACUGUUUGAUUGACGACACUGACAGUCCUUUACAUGCCUGUUUAUUGUGAUUUAAAAUAUGCAUAUGCCACAUAUUAUGGAUGCUACAAUUAUGAGCUUAAUCAAAGUAUUGUUUACAUGAGUUAAGGUUUAAUUGCAAUAUUAUGUGAUUAUUGUUAUUGAACUGAACUGAGUCUGUGAAUAAUGACACUGUCGUCUUCUGUAGAGCUGCUUAUAGCUGAAUUGAACUCGUUUCAUAAUUGAUGAACUUUAUAAUUGAGCUGAAUAAUGACACUUGUCUUUUUAGACUCGUAUUUGAAGUUUGCAUCAUUCUGUUAUUCUCCUGUUCAUGACUGUGAAGCUGCUUUGAAACGAUCUGUAUUGUAUUAAAAGCACUGUAGAAAUAAAGCUGACUUGACUUGAGUUUGGUUACAUCAUAAUUACAUGCUAAUGCAGUCAGCAUCAGCGAAUACCAUCAUGGGUUUGUGCGUGAGUGUGUUUAUGCGUGUGUGCAAGAGUGAAUAUUGAGUGAGUGUGUACAAGUGUGUGCUAGUGUGUGCAUGUGUAUGUUUGCUUGUGAGUGUGUGUGUUUGUGUGCGUGCGUGCUUGCGUGAGUGUGCACGAUCGUGUGUGUGUGUGUGUGUGUGUUUGCG